CAAGUUCAAAGUCCCAAAACCGACAUAGAAACCAAAAUUGACGACCCCCACAAAUUGACCUCUCAAAUCUGCCAUGGCGGCGGCGGCGGCAUUUGCUCCUUCUCUCCUUCCGCGGCUUCAGAUCACCGCCUCCAAAGGACGACGUCUUCCACCGUCAAUCCAAAAGGCGUUUCGUCAUGUCUUGCCGCCACUCAGCUACUAUGGAACAACCGCUAAAGCAGAAUCUCAGCCGCCAUCUCUGCCGCAGCAACGGCCACCGCCGAGGUCGGUGGCCGUUCGGACGGCCUACGAGCUCCUCGGAGCUGGCCACAUGUAUUUGGAUGUCAGAACUAGCGAGGAGUUUGAUGCAGGGCAUCCCACUGGAGCUGUGAACAUUCCGUAUCUCCUCAGGAAAGGAGCAGGUACCCUGAUGAGCAAGAAUCCCAAGUUCUUGGACGACGUGUCGUCGAAGUUCGAGAAGGAAGAUGAGAUUGUUAUUGGAUGCCAGAGUGGAAGGAGGUCACUAAUGGCUGCUGCUGAUAUGCAAUCUGCUGGGUUUACUCGUGUAAUCGAUGUUGCUGGUGGCUAUAUAUCAUGGCUCGAAAAUGGGCUCCCCACAACAAUCAAAUAACUGCUGCUGCUGCUGCUGCUGCUUUUGAUUCAUUUCUACUUCAGGUACUUCGACGACAGAGAGAAACAGAAGACUAUUUGCUUCUACCAUAAGCAAUUGAUAACAUUGGUGGAUUUAAGGAUUCAGAAAGACUGCAACUUUGACAUUUCAUUGUAACAGUUUUGCAAUAGAUAAGACUCAGAUGGAAUCACGUUGCAACUUUGUCGUAACAGUUUUGCAUUAGAUUAGACACAG
Molecule: messenger RNA, 844 nt
Organism: Linum tenue
Lineage: Eukaryota; Viridiplantae; Streptophyta; Magnoliopsida; Malpighiales; Linaceae
Source: the annotation of a GenBank genome assembly